Messenger RNA from Danio rerio (zebrafish), 2460 nucleotides. NCBI's taxonomy places the organism in Eukaryota, Metazoa, Chordata, Actinopteri, Cypriniformes, Danionidae. The record is from RefSeq.
GAAAUAAGAACUGUGCGACAAGUCACUGAUAAAGAUGCUGUCAAACAAAAACUCACUGUUGUUGUGGAGGAUAACGGACAGCCCUCUCGCUCAGCUGUGGUCUCCAUUAACGUGGCUGUGGCUGACAGCUUUCCUGAAGUGCUUUCAGAGUUCACAGAUUUUACGCAUGAGAAACAAUAUAACGACAGCUUAACUUUUUAUUUAGUUCUGGCUCUGGCCGCUGUUUCCUUCCUAUUAAUCACUUGUGUGGUUGUGAUAAUAUCAGUUAAAAUCUACAGAUGGAGACAAUCUCGCUUCCUCUAUCAGUCCAAUCUGCCUGUUAUUCCGUACUAUCCACCGCAUUACGCAGACACAGGAGUCACUGGAACUCUGCCGCACGGCUAUAAUUAUGAAGUGUGCAUGACGACUGACUCGAGGAAAAGUGACUGUAAGUUUUCUACACUCGGGGGUCAGAGUGUUUUAGUGGUGGACCCCAGUUUUACUGAGACGAUGCAGCACACGAUCAAGAAAACGGAAGAAAACGUGGAUUCGGAACUGCAAAAGCCACCUAAUACUGACUGGCGAUUUCCCCCAAACCAGAGGCCUGGACCCAGCGGGGCUGGAGCACGUCCUGAAGAGGCAGGUGCCGGUGCUGGUGUGAUAGCAGGAACAGGACCAUGGCCCAACCCCCCUACUGAGGCUGAACAGCUCCAGGCUAUGAUGGCAGCAGCAAACGAAGAAAGAAACACACACAGGUUUGAAACAAGUGGACGCAAGUGAAGCCACUGCGACUCUUGGCCCUCGCUACAAUCUACAGUAUGGCCCGGAUUACCGUCAGAACGUCUACAUCCCAGGCAGCACUGCCACCCUUACAGCCAACCCUCAGCAACAGGUUCUCCAGCAGGCCCUUCCUCCACCACAGGCCCUUCCACCUACCGAAGUCCCCAAAGCGGCUCAAACACCAGCCAGUAAGAAGAAACCCACAAAGAAAGACAAGAAGUAAGACCUGUGGAAGAGCUGAAGAAACAUGUUGCCGGGAAUCUAAACAUCUAUCCUCUCAAACCAUGUUGGGUUUGGAUGAAGAUUUAAAAAGAAAAAAGUGAAUAGUAUUACUUGUUUUAGCGUUAACAUGAGACAAUAAGCAACCAAACAAGAGGAAAUGUGUUCAGAUUCCCGAAGCCCUUUCUCUGACAGAUAUCUCUGUCUUGUAAAUAGCAUACUAAAACAAGAAGAAACACAUUUCUUCUUUUUAUUUUUUCCCUCAAAUGUCACGUUUUAGGCUUUUUGUGUUCUUUUCAAAGCAAAGUAGAUGCUUAUUGUGGAUACAAAAUGAAACGCUGUUAGGCUUUUUAACAUGAUGUGCCACAACUCUCACCUUAACUGAAGAAAGGAGUAUUUAGCUGAACUAUGCAUUGCAAAGGAGAUACAAAAGGUGAACGUAUAUAUAAAGUGUUUUCCAGGUGAGAUAAUACAUGUAUAUUUGCGUAAAAAAAUCUGACGGUGAGACACUGGAUUGUCGGCAUGGUGUUUAAAAAUAGAUUCAGUCUUCUCAUUAACUUCUUAAUAGCCAGUUAAGCAGAGCUGAAUGUUAGGUUAAUGACGUUUGACUAUUCUUUGUUAUUAUUUCCUGUUGGCGUGCUAAAGAAUCCUCUGGAAAUGAAGUAAUGUAAACAGUGUUUUUUUGAUGCUGAGAAAAGAUAAUCACAGCCUUUGUAAGGUCAAUGAUUUGGGUCAAAGGAAGAAGAUCUAAAGAAGGAAACAGCAGAAAUGUGCUUGAAUGGAUCUUAGAUGGAAGGAUUUCAUGUCUGUUCAUCUGCACCUACCACCACUAUCGUGUAUAUAAAAUGUGUAACCUGUCUGUACAAACAUUAGAGCCACAAGGGCUGGCUGUUACAGGAAUGUUUCAGUAUUUUUUACAAAAAAAAAAACAACAAAAAAAGACACAAGAAAAAAAAAAGAUCCAGUGUAGUGUUUUAGGAAUAAAAGCUUCAAGUCCAUUGACUAACCAAACUGUACAUACUACGAAACUUCUGAUGACACGCAAUCGUAGCUUAAGGCUUGUGGAGUAUGUGCAUAUUUUUGUGUUUUCCCCCUCUUGAUUACACUUUACUUUCCUCUUCUCCAAUCACCUAAACCUUUGAAAGAUAACAGACAAUACUUAUACUGUCUUUGCUAUAGAGUAACACCCUUUCCCAUCUUACUGUACUUUUCUGUGCUUGUAAUUCCAAUCAGUCCUUAAUGAUACUGGAAUGCCACUCCUGUCUGUUUGACUUUGAAUAUCUAUCUAUCUAUCUAUAUAUAUAAAUGUCUGUCUGCUGCUUGGCUACUUUUUCUGUAUUUGACUGUGAUUCCUUUAAAGAAACGCUUAGCACCUCAUGUUACUCUUUUUAUUUUAUAAUCUACUAUUUAUAUCGCUGUUUGAUUUAUGUUUUACUUUAUUAUUGGAACACUUACAUUUGAAAUAAAAUUUUGUCAGAACUC